ACAGGAUCAGAAGUGUCUUUAAACUACACGGAUUGUUGUUUUCAGACCAGAUACUAGUCAUUUUCUGAUGGGUAACAGCUACAGAUGUUCAUAUUUAAAUCCCAACUCCGGCCACAGUUUUUUAGUACUGAAGAAACUACUUAGACUGUAAAUGCUUACAACUGUGUUUUGUGUAGCUGUGGUGAGCUCUCUUUUAAAAUCUCUUCCGGAGAACUCUCAGCAACGCUGUUAUUUUCCUCUGAAGUGGAAAAACAUGCAUUUAGACUCAGCUGGAGUCUGCUCUCGUUUUCAAAACCCUGUUGUUGCUGUCAGAUGGGGGGUGAUGACAUGUCCUUUAUUUACUAGAAGUGAAGCAAACCAGUUCUUCAAGUCCCUGUUGAUCUAUAACCCUGGUUGCUCAUAAACUCUGUCCAGAUUAUUCUGUGGACUCGUCAGAGCACCUCUCCCCAGCAGACCGCUCCUUCUGCCUCUUAACACAGCAAUAGAAGCAGCUCCCCACCCAAACAACCUGCCAUGGCACUGCGCCCGCGAGCGUCCUCUCAGCCUGGAAAACUUUCCUUCUUCCAGAAUACCAAGACGACUUCGUCCCUUCGGCCGCGGGCUGUUUCCUCGCGGUCAAGCUCCAUGCUGGAAGAGGAGCUGUCUUGUCCGGUGUGUUGCGAGAUCUUCAAGGAACCCGUGGUUCUCAAGUGCAGCCACAGCUUCUGCCGGGCCUGUCUUCAGCAGUUCUGGAACAAGAAAAAGGCCAGGCGCGAGUGUCCCAUCUGCAGGAGGAAGUGCUCCCUGACGGAGCCCACGGUCAGCCUGGCCUUAAAGAACGUGUCCGACACAUUCCUGAAGGAGCAGGAGCGCAGGACUGCCGCAGCAGGGGCCGGGGCCAGCUGCAAAGCGGAGGAGGCGGUGAUAGUGGAGGAGAAGUGCAUCACACACGGGGAAAUUCUCAAGCUCUUCUGUCUGGAUGACUUGGAAGUCCUGUGCUGUGUGUGUCACACCUCAAAGAAACACCAAGGACACAGAGUGUGUCCACUGGAAGAAGGAGCUCAGGAUCUCAAGGCAGAGCUAAAGAACGAGCUGGUCCCUCUGAAGAAAAACCUGCGUCGCCUGUAUGAAGCCAAACAGGAGUGUGAUGACACAACGGUGCACAUCAAGAACCAGACUCUGGCUACGGAGAGGCAGAUCAGGCAGGAGUUUGAGCAGCUCAGAGAGUUCCUCCAGAAGGAGGAGGAAGCGCGACUGGCCACACUGCGGCAGGAGGACGAGGAGAAGAAAGAGCUGGUGAAGAGGAAGUCUGACAGCAUCACCAGAGACAUCCUCACCCUCUCCCAUGCCGUCAUUGCCAUCGAGAACGAGAUCGCAUCCAGCGACGCCCUUUUCCUCCAGAAUUAUAACAACACAAAGAAAAGAGCUCAGAUCCCACAGAAGGAUCCAGAAAAAGUGUCAGGCGCGCUGAUAAAUGUGCCCAAGCAUGUCAGUUCCCUCAAGUACCACGUGUGGGAGAAGAUGGUGGAGCUUGUUCAGUACACGCCGAUCACCCUGGACCCUAACACUGCCUACUCCUGGUUGUCCCUCUCUGCUGACCUGACCAGCGUGGCCAACAGUGGAUCCCUGAAGACGCUCCCGGACAAUCCCGAACGUUUCGGCCACUUCGUCUUCGUGCUGGGCUCAGAGGGCUUCACUUCAGGACGUCACGCCUGGGAGGUGGAAGUGGGCGACAAGGUGGACUGGAUGCUGGGGGUGGUCAAAGCGUCCAUUGACAGGAAAGGCCGUAUUUCGGGCUGUCCCGAGGGCGGCUUCUGGAUGAUCUCGCACUACGAGGGCGAGUACUCGGCCAUGACGAGGCCCAGCACCCCGCUGCUGCUGGAGGGGGAGUUGACUCGGGUCAGGGUGCAGCUGGACUAUGACUCCGGAGAGGUGAUCUUCUCCAACCCUGUCAACAUGACGCCCAUCUACACAUUUACUGACUUCUUCACCGAGAAGAUGUACCCUUUCUUCUGCCCUGGAGCCAACAUCAACGGGAACAACCCCAAGCCUCUUCAGAUCUGUCCUGUGAAGGUGGCUGUGUGGAACAGCGCCACGUGGUGAUUUGAGAACACCCUGCAGAGGACGUCUGUGUGCUUUUUAUGUUUAAGAAAGGUAGUUAAACAGAGGGUUGACAAUGGUGUUUAUGUGUGUAAAAUGAGCAUGAUACAGGGGACUAAUCAAUAACUGGUUUAUUUCACUUUCUUUAGUUUAAAGCUGUCAGGGCAAAGACUUCCUGUCCAGGAAGGCUUCAUCCUGCUUCUCAGUGAGGGAGGCCGUCACACUUAACAUCCACUGAGCGCCAGUCUCCCCCUGGUGGUAAACAAAGACACACAAUUAACAGAACAACAGCAAACAAAAGACUCUUUUAAACCGAAGAUCUGUAAUAGAUGACACAGCUAUAUUUACACUAGUGGGGAAAUCACACUUAAAUACGACACAAAGGUGAAAACUGAUAGACCUAAUCUGAAUCAUAUGUCUGAAUUCUUAUUAGAAACUGAAAAAAAAAAUGUUCUGGGAGCACUUUGAGAUAGAUGCAGUGACUGAGGGUCAAUUUGUGACAGAAAUGAUUUUAAAUGGGAUCAAUACCAUUGAUGUAUUCAAGGCUAUAAGGGGUCAAACUGCAAAACUUAGUUACCAACGAUUGGGUUUCAUGUCCAUUACACAAGGUUGUUCAUGUUAAAAGAGUCCAAAAGCUUUGGGAAGUGGCCUCUUUUUUGUGUGUGUUGAGUGCAUGUGUGUACUUGUCCAAAGCACCCUUUGUUUAUUUUCUCAUGCACAAUAAGAAAGACAGGAAGAUACACAAAGACAUCAGUUAUAUUAUAUUCAGUUGCAUUGUAUUUAAGUGUGUAAAGCAAAAAAAUACAUUUUAUGAUUAAUAUUGAAACAUUUAACAAGGUUAGCUUUCUGUUUGUUCCGUGCGUCCAUGACUUCUUUUUCUUUCUUUCUUUUCUUUUUUUUUUUUUUAUCUAGGUCACUGGUGUAUCUUUUAUCAGUGGAAACAUGAUGUGAGCUAAACAAUCUUAACUGAACUCCAAACUCUAGGAUCAAGUGGAUAAAGCCUUGUUUGUAACCCACCAUGGUGGUAACCGCGCAGAUCCUCCGUCAUUCUCUGGGGCUUUAUGCUCAUUAAACAAUAAUUACACCAACUGUUUAUUUUCUGUUGUCAGAAACAGUGAUUGCAUGUAAACACUGAACGUGUGUGAAAAUAUGUGAAAUCGUACCAUGUGACCGAUAAUAAUAUGCUUCUCAUGUGUUAAUAAACUCUCAAUCAGAA
Molecule: messenger RNA, 3295 nt
Organism: Mugil cephalus (flathead mullet)
Lineage: Eukaryota; Metazoa; Chordata; Actinopteri; Mugiliformes; Mugilidae
Gene: trim35-12
Product: tripartite motif containing 35-12
Exons: 6
Coding region: 514-2082 (522 amino acids)
Biological process (GO): protein ubiquitination
Molecular function (GO): ubiquitin-protein transferase activity; zinc ion binding; protein binding
Source: RefSeq, a predicted model, not a curated record